Molecule: messenger RNA, 8915 nt
Organism: Ictalurus punctatus (channel catfish)
Lineage: Eukaryota; Metazoa; Chordata; Actinopteri; Siluriformes; Ictaluridae
Product: nacht, lrr and pyd domains-containing protein 1b-like
Exons: 9
Coding region: 7613-8806 (397 amino acids)
Biological process (GO): inflammatory response; innate immune response; regulation of apoptotic process
Source: RefSeq, a predicted model, not a curated record
AAAUAUAAAAUUUGUGGCUGAACAUCUUUGUACUGAAAGCACAGAGUGAAGAUUGUUUAGCAGCGAUUCUGACUGUAAAUCAUAAGUUUUUCUCUCUGUAUUUUAUCUAACAUUACAUUUCUCUCUGUUGUUUUACACGACACCUUCAGCACGGGUAAGUAAAUAACUCGACUUCACACUAACGGUAGCAGCUGAUAUUUUAUAAACUUAUAUAUUAGCACAAUGCUACAUUCUACAGAUUUACUGUGUGUGAUGACUGAUUGUUGUCUAGUUUUCCUCUUUUUUAUUAAGACACACAUCAGCUGUGUUUUAACCAGAGUAACAGUUACUUUCACAUUUUCACAUGGAACAAUUCACAUUUGACUUCAUGCAUAAAAUCUUCACACUGUAUUAUUUACUUUCACAGGACUUUUUUACAUGUGAGUAUAAAGACUUUUCUGUGAUGGUGAUGUGUUGAUGCUGCAUGAAUAAUAUAUUUAUUGUGCAGAUGAAAUAGAUUAGACUGUGCUGUGUGUUCAGAGUGCAAUAGCACAUAGAUAUAUGAGCAUCAUGAGCAUAGUGUAGUGAACACCACAGACUGUGAUCGCUGCAGAACCUCCAUCACGCUGGAGUCUAGUUUGUCAUUAGUGUUAUACAGACACAGAAAUCUGACCUACACACUGAUACUGAGAGCUGAAAAGCUGAAGGUGUCUUUACAAAAGACACACACACUCAUUAGUGACCAAUCUGAUGUAAUGGAGCUAAUAAUCAGAGACGGGCUCGAUAUCAGUUUAAACUGAAACAAUCAGAGACAUUUCUCCAUCAGAGAGGAAAUUAAACUACACACUAAAUGUGUCCUUUAGAUUGUUACAGUUACUGGACAUCCAGUAGAACAGACUAGAUCAUUUAUCUCAUUUAUACAACUGAGCAAUUCAGGGUUAAGGGCCUUGCUCAAGGGCCCAACAGUAGUAGCUUGGCAAUGCUCGGGCUUGAACUCCUGAGCAUCUGAUCAGUAACUCAGAGCCUUUAACCACUGAGCCACCACCAUAUAAACUAUUUAUAAUGAUUCACUAUCUGCUGUUAUGUUUGAUAAAAAUAUUAAAAUUGUAGCUGAACAUCUUUGUACUGAAAGCACAGAGUGAAGAUUGUUUAGCAGCGAUUCUGACUGUAAAUCAUAAGUUUUUCUCUCUGUAUUUUAUCUAACAUUACAUUUCUCUCUGUUGUUUUACACGACAGCUUCAGGCUCGGUAAGUAAAUAACUCGACUUCACACUAACGGUAGCGGCUGAUAUUUUAUAAACUUAUCACAUAUAUUACAUUUGAAUCCAGGGAUGAAAUAGAAAGAUAAAAAGCAUUUUCAGAUCAUGUUUACGUGAAGGACUCUGAUCAGUCAGUGAGAUUCCACUUCCAUCAGCCAGCUUCUUUCCCACAAUGCUCCUGUGCGUAACCCCACUGCACUGCAAUAACGUAGCAGAGACGUUUACCAUGUCGAGUAAAAGACACAACAAACAUGUAACAUAUAACACACACCACUGCCAGACUCCAUCAGAAUCUUAUUCACAAUCAUACACCAAUAAAAUCACCAAAUUUCCCAGGAUUCCUCUGGAUUAAACAGGGGUCUUUUGUGCGAAUAUCCAAGGACCAUUUCACCUUUUUGGAUUAUUUUCAUAAGGUGUGACUCCUAAUUGUGUUCUUCCUGAAAUGAACAGUAACAGAACAUGUCCUGACGCUUCACCAUGAACAUAAAUCAUAGCUUUAACAGUUUUCAGUGCUUGUAGACAGAAUCAUUAGCAGCGUUUACACGGACAACAAUAAUCCACUCUUAACCCGAUUAAGACCAUACUCUAAUUAAGAAACUACCAUGUAAACAGCAAUUUUUACUUACCUUAAUCUAAUUAAGGUCAUAAUCGAAGUAAGCACUAAUCUAAUUAAGACAGGUGGAGUACUCCUGUUUUAGUCACAUUAUGGACGUGUAGUAGUGACAUGUAAACACCUUAAUCACAUCAUGAACACCGUGUGGGAGUUUUCACCGCAUUUUGCGACAGGACACGAUCACACACGGCAGUUUUACGUUUUACGGCGAACAAGAGAGUUCGACUGUGUCCCAAAUCGCAUACUUUCCUACUAUAGGCCUGUAGUUGGGAAAAAUACAUGUAUCUCAGCUACUAUGUAGACGGUAACUACGCGAUUUGGGACACACCCACCGCUUCAAGCAGUUGUCUAUUAGCACAUACAGCAUGACUAAUAAUUAACUGCACUUAAAGUGUUCGUGGGGAAAAAAAACAACAACAAAAAAAAAAUCACCCAAAACUGUAAACGGUCCCUUAACGAAGACGAACUGUAUGUUGAUGCGUGAAAUUCUGGAGGUACGUCGGACGGCGUGGCGCGGUGACGUAAUGACGCGGGCUCUUAAUCUAAUUAUGAUCUAUAACAUGUAAAACGGGUACAUGACAGGAGUAUUCUAAAAGCGACUCAUGUAAACACCUUAAUCACAUUAUUAUCUUACUCAGAGUAAGGUCAAUAAUUAGAUUACUGCUGUCCAUGUAAACGUAGUCAUUGCCAUCACUUGCUCUGCGUAACAAUCACAGCAUAUUUUAAGAAGCACUGAAGAGUUGACUCGGCCUAGCAUUUAGUCUCUUUAAGCUAACAGAAGUAAGCCAUGUUAAUGCACACAGCAUAAAGACAACCUGACUGAACUGAGAACAGAAGUCCUUACCUUCAUUUAUAAAAACUUCCAUAAUAGGAGAGAGGGAUUUGGGAGUGAAAGAGAGACAGACAUAAGGAGGUCACGCAUCUUCCCAAGUCUACUGCGACACAUCAUAUGCUGUCGUAACCGAUAUAUAGACGAGGCAGUAGCAAAGCACAUCAUUCUGUUAUCUGUUCAGUUUUUCACAUUGAUACACGUCUGUGUUUUAAUUAAAGGAAGUGGGAAUCUGAUAUUCUGUAUAUUCCUUUAUGUACUACAAUAACACAUAGAUAUAUUACAAAAUAUUGAACUAUAGAUUUAAAAUACACAGGGGGAAAUGCACAUAUACUGACAUACUGUAUAUUGGUAAAUACAUGCGUUUAUCAGAAAAUAGUAUUUUCCAAUAAAUCACAAGAUAUUUCUGUUCCUUAAGGGGAACUAGCGGUAUAUUAGCACAAUGCUACAUUCUACAGAUUUACUGUGUGUGAUGACUGAUUGUUGUCUAGUUUUCCUCUUUUUUAUUAAGACACACAUCAGCUGUGUUUUAACCAGAGUAACAGUUACUUUCACAUUUUCACAUGGAACAAUUCACAUUUGACUUCAUGCAUAAAAUCUUCACACUGUAUUAUUUACUUUCACAGAUGUAUGAAUUACGUGAGUAUAAAGACUUUUCUGUGAUGGUGAUGUGUUGAUGCUGCAUGAAUAAUAUAUUUAUUGUGCAGAUGAAAUAGAUUAGACUGUGCUGUGUGUUCAGAGUGCAAUAGCACAUAGAUAUAUGAGCAUCAUGAGCAUAGUGUAGUGAACACCACAGACUGUGAUCGCUGCAGAACGUCCAUCACGCUGGAGUCUAGUUUGUCAUUAGUGUUAUACAGACACAGAAAUCUGACCUACACACUGAUACUGAGAGCUGAAAAGCUGAAGGUGUCUUUACAAAAGACACACGCACUCAUUAGUGACCAAUCUGAUGUAAUGGAGCUAAUAAUCAGAGACGGGCUCGAUAUCAGUUUAAACUGAAACAAUCAGAGACAUUUCUCCAUCAGAGAGGAAAUUAAACUACACACUAAAUGUGUCCUUUAGAUUGUUACAGUUACUGGACAUCCAGUAGAACAGACUAGAUCAUUUAUCUCAUUUAUACAACUGAGCAAUUCAGGGUUAAGGGCCUUGCUCAAGGGCCCAACAGUAGUAGCUUGGCAAUGCUCGGGCUUGAACUCCUGAGCAUCUGAUCAGUAACUCAGAGCCUUUAACCACUGAGCCACCACCAUAUAAACUAUUUAUAAUGAUUCACUAUCUGCUGUUAUGUUUGAUAAAAAUAUUAAAAUUGUAGCUGAACAUCUUUGUACUGAAAGCACAGAGUGAAGAUUGUUUAGCAGCGAUUCUGACUGUAAAUCAUAAGUUUUUCUCUCUGUAUUUUAUCUAACAUUACAUUUCUCUCUGUUGUUUUACACGACAGCUUCAGGCUCGGUAAGUAAAUAACUCGACUUCACACUAACGGUAGCGGCUGAUAUUUUAUAAACUUAUCACAUAUAUUACAUUUGAAUCCAGGGAUGAAAUAGAAAGAUAAAAAGCAUUUUCAGAUCAUGUUUACGUGAAGGACUCUGAUCAGUCAGUGAGAUUCCACUUCCAUCAGCCAGCUUCUUUCCCACAAUGCUCCUGUGCGUAACCCCACUGCACUGCAAUAACGUAGCAGAGACGUUUACCAUGUCGAGUAAAAGACACAACAAACAUGUAACAUAUAACACACACCACUGCCGGACUCCAUCAGAAUCUUAUUCACAAUCAUACACCAGUAAAAUCACCAAAUUUCCCAGGAUUCCUCUGGAUUAAACAGGGGUCUUUUGUGCGAAUAUCCAAGGACCAUUUCACCUUUUUGGAUUAUUUUCAUAAGGUGUGACUCCUAAUUGUGUUCUUCCUGUAAUGAACAGUAACAGAACAUUUCCUGACGCUUCACCAUGAACAUAAAUCAUAGCUUUAACAGUUUUCAGUGCUUGUAGACAGAAUCAUUAGCAGCGUUUACAUGGACAACAAUAAUCCACUCUUAACCCGAUUAAGACCAUACUCUAAUUAAGAAACUACCAUGUAAACAGCAAUUUUUACUUACCUUAAUCUAAUUAAGGUCAUAAUCGAAGUAAGCACUAAUCUAAUUAAGACAGGUGGAGUACUCCUGUUUUAGUCACAUUAUGGACGUGUAGUAGUGACAUGUAAACACCUUAAUCACAUCAUGAACAUCGUGUGGGAGUUUUCACCGCAUUUUGCGACAGGACACGAUCACACACGGCAGUUUUACGUUUUACGGCGAACAAGAGAGUUCGACUGUGUCCCAAAUCGCAUACUUACCUACUAUAGGCCUGUAGUUGGGAAAAAUACAUGUAUCUCAGCUACUAUAUAGACGGUAACUAUGCGAUUUGGGACACACCCACCGCUUCAAGCAGUUGUCUAUUAGCACAUACAGCAUGACUAAUAAUUAACUGCACUUAAAGUGUUCGUGGGGAAAAAAAACAACAACAAAAAAACACCCAAAACUGUAAACGGUCCCAUAACGAAGACGAACUGUAUGUUGAUGCGUGAAAUUCUGGAGGUACGUCGGACGGCGUGGCGCGGUGAUGUAAUGACGCGGGCUCUUAAUCUAAUUAUGAUCUAUAACAUGUAAAACGGGUACAUGACAGGAGUAUUCUAAAAGCGACUCAUGUAAACACCUUAAUCACAUUAUUAUCUUACUCAGAGUAAGGUCAAUAAUUAGAUUACUGCUGUCCAUGUAAACGUAGUCAUUGCCAUCACUUGCUCUGCGUAACAAUCACAGCAUAUUUUAAGAAGCACUGAAGAGUUGACUCGGCCUAGCAUUUAGUCUCUUUAAGCUAACAGAAGUAAGCCAUGUUAAUGCACACAGCAUAAAGACAACCUGACUGAACUGAGAACAGAAGUCCUUACCUUCAUACAAAAUAUUGAACUAUAGAUUUAAAAUACACAGGGGGAAUGCACAUAUACUGACAUACUGUAUAUUGGUAAAUACAUGCGUUUAUCAGAAAAUAGUAUUUUCCAAUAAAUCACAAGAUAUUUCUGUUCCUUAAGGGGAACUAGCGGUAUAUUAGCACAAUGCUACAUUCUACAGAUUUACUGUGUGUGAUGACUGAUUGUUGUCUAGUUUUCCUCUUUUUUAUUAAGACACACAUCAGCUGUGUUUUAACCAGAGUAACAGUUACUUUCACAUUUUCACAUGGAACAAUUCACAUUUGACUUCAUGCAUAAAAUCUUCACACUGUAUUAUUUACUUUCACAGGGGGCACCAUCACGUGAGUAUAAAGACUUUUCUGUGAUGGUGAUAUGUUGAUGCUGCAUGAAUAAUAUAUUUAUUGUGCAGAUGAAAUAGAUUAGACUGUGCUGUGUGUUCAGAGUGCAAUAGCACAUAGAUAUAUGAGCAUCAUGAGCAUAGUGUAGUGAACACCACAGACUGUGAUCGCUGCAGAACGUCCAUCACGCUGGAGUCUAGUUUGUCAUUAGUGUUAUACAGACACAGAAAUCUGACCUACACACUGAUGCUGAGAGCUAAAAAGCUGAAGGUUUUUGUUUGAAUGUGAUUUCAUAGCAGUAACUCCUUCUGAAAGUGAUUGAGACGGGCUAACGUUACUGUAGUGUAUAUAACUACAGAGAGAGAUGUGAGUUAGAGAGUUCACACUGGAUCAUGGUGCAUGAAAGAGAUUAUAACAGAAUAGAAGUAAGUGAUCUGGUGAAUUUGUUUCUUGCAGCAUUAAUACUGAAAGAGCCUGAAGAGGUUUUUUUUUCAAGUCAGCAGAAAGAGGAGAGAAACAAGCCAGUACAGGAUAAAAACAGACUUCUUGAGAACAGCUACAGAACGUUUAGAGCUAAUACUAUAGGAUCAAAUACAGAGAACAUUACAGAAAAUAACUGCAUUUUUAAUCAUCUCAACAAUCUUACUUUGCAUUUUUUCCCUCACAUCCUCCUCUAAAUGAAGAGUUCGAGGUUCGUCAGGUGAGUAAACUGUUAUAAAAUAUUAUUAUUUCAUGAAUCUCUUACUGAUGGUAACAGCAUUAAAAAGAUUAUUAAAUUAUGUUACAAUUAGGCCAGUGCCCGGUGACAGGUAAAUGAGUUACCAUGGUAACAGCCCCAGUGAUGGUAAAAACUGGACUAUUACGGGUAAAAAAUAUGACAUUUGAUUGUUCUAGAAACUCAGCUGUUGAACUGUUUGUUAGUAAUUUGCUAUUAUUAUUAUUAUUAUUAUUAUUAUUAUUAUCAUUAUUAUUAUUAUUAUUAUUAUUGCUACGUGUAAAGACUUUGUGGAAAUUUGAACAAAAUAAAUAAUAAAGUAAAUAACAGUAAGAAUAAAUGAUGACCUUCACCCCGUUGAAGUUCAUCUGCAAACUUUGUCUUAAAUUCCAUUUAAAGUGGCACAGAAAAGGUUUAACACGUAUUCAGUUUAACUCGAGGAUCUGUGCAGACUCCCUACAACAGGAACUUCAUUCAUUCACAGAAAAACCUUUUUUCUUAAAAUCUAUGUGGCAAAAUUAAUGGCACCCCAAAAGAAAACAUAAACAAAACAAACUGUCAGAUUUGGGGAGAAAAAUACACGCAGUGCUCUCAGUGUCUUUAUUAUUACUUUAUUGUGAUACUGUGUGACGUCAUCACGCAGAACAUAUCAACUCUCAGUGACACUCACACACACACACACACACACACACACACACACACACACACACACACACACACACACACACACACACAGACACUCACACACACACACACUCACACACACACACACACACACACACACACACACACACACACACACACACACACAGUGAUCUGAACAGAGAAACACUUCAUGUGUGUUUAACACUUUAUUUACAUACAGUAUGGAGUCAUGUAGAAAACCUUCACACUGUUUUAUUCACUUCCACAGGGAGACAGAAAAUGGACAGAAGAUGAGAGAGUGGAAAUGAAGAAAUCUGCUCUACUGACUGAGGAUUUUAGAGAACCCAUUGGAACCGGAAAAGGCGCUCAGUCCACAUCUACACUGCACCCUGACACUGGACAUGUCUCAGCAGACACUGAAAUAUUUACUCCUGAAUUGGUUGACAACUAUCCUAAUGAUAAGAACAGAAUGAAAUACAGGUUUUUUUGCUCUCGUGCCGGGCAGUUUAAGUGCAAACUGACAGACCUUGUGUUCGAGAUGGAAGGGAAAGGGGAAGUGCUGUACAGAAUAGUGUCCUGGGACAGCUGUGUCUCGGAUGGAUUACAGAAGGAUUCUGCAGGACCUCUGUACAGUAUCGAAUGCCUCAAAGGUUCAAUCCGUCAUCUGCACCUCCCGCAUUGUGAGACCCGUACCGAUGUGGUUAAAUUGACUGUGGCGCAUGCAACUGGUGGAAACGUGGAGAUCAUUCAGCCGCUAAAAGUAACAGACACACAUGUGAUCAUACACAUCCAUGGUCUCUCCCUCUUCGGUAUAUUAAAAGCGCUGCUAUUCCAAGAGUAUCCAAUCAGAGCACAAGUUCUCCUGUUCCGUAAGAAAAUGACUAGAAAACUCAGUAGGAGUAAACUGAACAUCCAUCUGUUGCCAGGGAAUGUGCCAGUUAAAGAGGUGCAGAAACAACGCGAGUGCAACGAGUACAUUGAGACAACCUCCAAAUGUCAGCUGAGCCCUGGUAAACUAUACAGGCUGUGCUGUAAAACUACUGACCGUGAUUACAAACCUCAACCAGAGGAAGAGACGUUUGAUCUUGACUACGGCCCCAACUAUCACCCUACGUUUGAGGUGCUGUUUAAUACCGAGCUUGAUGAGAUCACUCUAAGUCUUUUGGAUGAAAAUGGCCAGCAGGUGUGGACGCCACGUGAGGUCUCGCUUCUUACAGAUACAGAGGCAGUCUCAGCAAACACGGUUAAAGCAGGUGCUGACUUUGUGGACAAACACAGAGAAACACUGAUUCAGAGAGUUCCUUCAGUAACUGAGAUCGCAGACGUUCUAAAAGGCAAGAAAAUGAUUAGUGAUGAAAUGUACUAUAAGAUCAAGAGCAAGGAAAUAGGACAAGAACAAAUGAGAGAGCUGUACAGAUGUCUCACCUCAACAGCCGUGAAAGCAGAAUUCUAUAAAAUUCUUCAAGAGAAACAUCAGUAUAUAUUGGAGGAUCUGUAACGGGUCAGGGCUUAGUGAACGUUUCACUGAGUAACUCAGACGCAUGCGCUAAUGACAUGUGUGUUCAUUUCUGUUUGUGUAGCAGAAAUCAUAGCAGAGAUUUUAUAUA